AUGGCGCCGCUCAUCGCCCCUAUACGGGCCGUCCUGUUCGACAUGGACGGCCUGCUGAUCGACUCCGAGGGCAUCUACACGCGCGUCGUCAACGAGAUGCUGGCGCCGUACGGCAAGCAGCAGACCUGGGCCAUCAAGGCCAACCUCAUGGGCAAGCCGGAGCGCGCCGCCACACUGACGCUCCUCUCGUCGCUCUGGCCCUCGCCCAACUCGACGCCGCAGAACGAGGAGGUGGCGGACGACUGCCCCUUUAGCAUCGACACCUUCCUUGCCGACCGCAACCACGUCCUCGAGGCCGCCUUCCGAUCCGUACCCGCCAUGCCCGGCGCACAGCGGCUCGUCACCCACCUGGCAAAGCACAACGUACCCAUCUGCGUCGCCACGGGAAGCAAGCGCAAAAACUACGACAUCAAGACCAACAACCUGCCCGCCAUCUUUGCUCCGUUUGGUAAGCGCAUCGUCUGCGGCGACGACCCAAGGCUCAAGAGGGGGAAACCCUUCCCCGACAUCUUCCUCCUCGCAGCGAGGGAGGGCCUGCUCGAGGAACAGCAGACGAGCGACAGGCUCGGAAAAGACUGGACCGACGGCAUCAGGAUGUACGGGGAGGAGCACGACGCCGGCGGCCUGGCGGGCGGCGAGGCGCAGGUCCUCGUCUUUGAGGACGCCAAGCCCGGCGUCGCGGCAGCAAAGGCGGCCGGCAUGCACGUGGUCUGGGUGCCCGACCCCAACCUCCGAGCCCUCUAUCCGGCCGAAGAGCUCGGCGCAUCCCAGACCAUCGACUCGCUCCUCGACUUUGACCCCACCGCCUGGGGCCUGCCGCCCUUUGACGACGACGACGACGACGACGACCGGGCGUAG
This is a messenger RNA of Pseudozyma flocculosa PF-1, 858 nucleotides long. RefSeq lists its product as uncharacterized. The coding region runs from base 1 to 858 and encodes 285 amino acids. Gene Ontology annotation, molecular function: phosphatase activity. Lineage: Eukaryota; Fungi; Basidiomycota; Ustilaginomycetes; Ustilaginales; Ustilaginaceae. The record is from RefSeq and is a predicted model, not a curated record. The transcript is spliced from 3 exons.